Molecule: messenger RNA, 2401 nt
Organism: Mercurialis annua (annual mercury)
Lineage: Eukaryota; Viridiplantae; Streptophyta; Magnoliopsida; Malpighiales; Euphorbiaceae
Product: putative pentatricopeptide repeat-containing protein At1g17630
Exons: 1
Coding region: 85-2223 (712 amino acids)
Biological process (GO): RNA modification
Molecular function (GO): protein binding; RNA binding
Source: RefSeq, a predicted model, not a curated record
UUUAAAAAACAACAGAAAAUAACGGACAUCUAUAUAACCAGUCCCCUUCCCUUCUCUGUUCAGUUGUAAAUUUUAGCUUCAUUCAUGCUUCAUGCUGCAUCUUCUCGAAACCUUCUCCGACCGUUCCCCUUACGAUUCACUAACAUCUCUUCAAUUCUCAAUCAGACCCAUUUCAGACAGUAUCAUAAUCUGUCUAACCGUAAUGAAUUUCCUGAUGUCUUCGAUCACCUUCUUCAGCAAUGCAAUACCAUUCAACACUGCAAACAAAUCCACACCCAUGUAAUUACCACCGGUAGCCAUUCCUCUGCUUUCUUGGCUGCCCGUAUAAUCUCUGUCUACGCUCGUUUUGGGCAUCUAUUCGAUGCUCAUAAGGUAUUCAACACGACCCCUUCCGAGUGCAGAACCAAUUAUCUCUUGUGCAAUUCGAUUUUGAGAGCUAAUGUUUCGAACGAACGCUAUGAAAAUGUUAUUAAAUUGUAUGUUAGAAUGAGAGAGAUUGGAGUUUUAGGAGAUGGGUUUACUUUUCCUUUGGUUAUUAAGGCGUGUGCUCAUGUGGGUAGUUUUAAUCUGUGUAGAACAGUUCAUGGGCAUGUCUUCGAAAUGGGGUUUCAAAAUAGUAUCCAUGUUGGGAAUGAAUUGAUUGGUAUGUACAGUAAAGUUGGAAAAAUACGAGAUGCACGCAAUGUGUUCGAUAGAAUGUCUGUUAGAAGCUAUAUUUCGUGGAAUAUUAUGAUUUCGGGUUAUGCGUUUAACUACGAUUGCAGUGGUGCGUUUAAUAUUUUUGGAAGGAUGGAAUCUGAAGGAUUUGAGCCAACUCAUGUGAGUUGGACAUCGUUGAUUUCGAGUUAUGCGCGAUGUGGUUGGUAUGAGGAAGUAACGAGAUUGUUUGACUUAAUGAGGGUGAGAGGAGUUGAGGUGAGCGGUGAAACUCUUGCUGUGGUUUUAUCAGUUUGUCGUGAUUUGGGUUUAUUUAAUUGGGCAAAGGGGAUUCAUGGAGUUGUCGUAAAGGGUGGAUAUGAAGAAUACUCAUUUGUAAAGUCUGCAUUGAUAUGUGUGUAUGGGAAACAUGGGGAUGUAAACGGUGCGCGGAAUUUGUUUCUGGAAAUGAAAAAUAAGAGUUUAGCAAGUUGGAAUUCGUUGAUAACAUCACAUGCUGAGGCUGGUUUAUGUGAUGAGGCUCUUGAGAUAUUUUCACAGUUGGAGAGAUCAGGAGAUUGUCUGAGGUUGAGGCCUAAUGUAGUAAGUUGGAGCGCUGUAAUCGAUGGAUUUGCUUCUGGGGGACGAGGGGAGGAGUCAUUGGAACUUUUUCGACGAAUGCAGGAUGCAAAAAUAUUGGCAAAUGCUGUUACAAUUUCUACUGUUUUAUCAGUUUGUGCAGAGUUAGCUGCAUUGAUUCACGGUAGGGAACUCCAUGGCCAUGCGAUUAGAGCUGUAAUUGACAAAAACAUUCUUGUGGGAAACGGCUUGGUAAAUAUGUACACGAAGUGUGGAUGCAUCAAAGAAGGUCAUGUAAUAUUUGAGAGGAUUGAGAAGAAAGAUUUAAUCUCAUGGAACACUAUGAUCACGGGAUAUGGAAUGCACGGUUUUGGUGUGAAUGCUUUGGAAAUUUUUGAUCAAAUGACUAAAUUAGGUUUCAAGCCAGAUGGGGUCACCUUUGUUUCUAUUCUUUCCGCGUGCAGUCACGGCGGACUUGUUCAAGAGGGUCGUAGGCUUUUCGAUCAAAUGCUUAACGAGUAUACCAUCGAACCCCAGAUAGAGCAUUACGCGUGUAUGGUCGACCUCCUAGGCCGAGCAGGGCUAUUGAGAGAAGCGAGUGAAAUAGUAAAAAACAUGCCAUUAAAACCAAAUGCUUGUGUUUGGGGUGCUCUUUUGAAUUCUAGUAGAAUGCAUAGUAAUACAGAAGUUGCAGAAGAAACUGCUUCGUAUUUGUUUAGUGUUACCGAGCACGAAACAACGGGAAAUUACAUGCUGCUUUCAAAUAUAUACGCCGCAAGCGGUAGAUGGGAGGAUUUUGCAAGAGUUAGAAGUUCAGCAAAGACAAAGGGAUUAAAGAAGAAUCCUGGUCAGAGUUGGAUUAAUGUGAAUAAGAAUGUUUUUAUGUUCUCUGCAGGAAAUAGUAUGCAAACCGGUUUGAACCAUAUUUAUGAGAUGCUGGAGGAAUUAGUACUUCAAAUGGAAGGUGAAGGAAAUUCCCUGAUAAUGAAUUCACUUGAAAAUAUGUAAAUGAAGAAACUAUCUGACCGAGAUGGAGAUCGAUUUUGUUUCAUAUUUAAAUGUAAUGUCCCUACCACUAGAUUAAAUAUACAGGGAAUGGACAAAUUAAACCAUAGUUCCAAAACUAGUUACCAUUCACAAUGUUUUUUUUUUAAAGAACAGCAUAUAGACAACGUUUGUGCUUCAA